Lepisosteus oculatus (spotted gar) is the source of this 1557-nucleotide messenger RNA. RefSeq lists its product as uncharacterized. Gene Ontology annotation, molecular function: protein binding. NCBI's taxonomy places the organism in Eukaryota, Metazoa, Chordata, Actinopteri, Semionotiformes, Lepisosteidae. The record is from RefSeq and is a predicted model, not a curated record.
CAGCUUCCUCGGGGCUCUGUGUUUAGGCGUACUUUUGGAGCAUCACUCGCUAAUCCCGCGUUCAUUCGGUCAACCAUACAACUUCCCGAGGCGCACACCUAGGCCAGCUGCCGGAGAGCGCGUUGCUAAGCAACGGGCCGCUACCCUGACCUGCCGCUUUUCUUCCCUCCCUAGUUUUUUUUUUUUUGUCAACCACGGGACCAAAGUGAAAUCCGGCAGGUGACCCCGAGAGAGCGGUGCUGCAGCAGAAGCAGAUCGUCUUUCAGCAGGUGGGUUAAUUCUCAUGGAAACCCGCACGGCCGUGCCCGGGAGACAACCGCAUCGGAAUGCAUUAAAGAAAACAAAACUCCGAGACGACGACGGGACAUGUCCGAAAGUUCCUCAGGCGUUGUUACAGGCACCGAUAGCUCGCCCAACUCUUACUCCUCACGGUACUCUGAUCUCAGUGACACCAACACUUCGCUGGCUUUGGUCUCAAGGAACAGAAGCACCGCCAGUGAAAAACAUAGUCCAGACUCGGGCAUUGCGUCACCUUUGCCAUCAGACCGAUUCAGGUUCGUAGCCUGGCAUAAUUUAGAGGAACAUGGUGUCCGAGGGGACCAGCUAACCAGUCCCAGAGUCAGAGAGGGUCCAGCAGAAGAAGAACUUAUCCUGAGAGGGGAAGAAAAUUACAUAAUAGCAAGAAGAAAUAAAGGAGAUAGGGAGAAAUGGGAAGAAAGACUACAGGAGAACUGGGAAAAUGUCAUGGAAUUGAAUUUGUCGUAUCAAGACCUUGGAGACCCCUACCAACUGGAGAAUUUUACCAGGAUACUUAGAAGAUUAAUUCGAGUGGAGAGGCUGCAAUUAGUGGACAACUGUUUAAGGGACUUGAGUUCUGUUCGAUUGCCAAGACACCUGCCAAAGAUCCCUCAAAUUCAACACUUGUCCCUAGCAGAAAAUAACAUCGGGACACUGAGAGAUUUGUCAGACCUGAGGACAACACCUCUGGAGUCACUGACUUUGAAAAGGAAUCCCUGUGAAUUUCAGGAAGACUACAGGUCAAAAGUGUUCUCUAGUUUGCCAAAAUUAAAACUUCUGGAUGGAAUUCCAAAGCUACCAUCAGACUGCGUGUCUUUGGAAUCUACCAUGGCUUCCAAAAUGUGUACAAUACUGUAAGAGCUGGCUAGUGGGUGUGUAAAGAGCUAUCCUAGACACCUUUUAGUUUUACACCAAUGCAAUUUUGACAUCAGAGUACUGUGUACUUAGACUGUGCUAAAUGAGCAGUUCUUACUAAAACAUAUGUAUAUCUAUGAUGGAAAUACUUUCUAUUGAAAUCAGAACUUUUGUCAACAUAGAAGUAAUGUAUUGAAAAACAUACAUGGAAUUUAUUGUUCUAAAGUCCUGAAAGCCAUUGUCUGCAUAUAUACAAGUUAUCAAAAGCCAUUUUCUACAUGUGCAAUGUAAGUUGUCAUGUAUACUGUAUACAGUGGUCUGUAAUAUGUACUGAUAAUGGAAACUGUAAAUGAAAAUUCAUAUUGUAGCAUUGGUAUGCUAAAGAAUUAAAACUUUGAAACAGAA